ACGUGACACGCGUUCGGUCUUGUGAUAGAAUUCAUUACCUGCCUCUUACAGUCAAUGGAUAGGAUUGAUCGCAGAAUAUAUAACAGAGCUGACCACAGGAACACAACCACUUUAACCAACAAACAUGAAGGUAGCGUGCGCUGUUCUUCUGCUGGCCCUUACUUCCUCCUCCCUCGGAGCGCCUCGGGGCAACCUGCAGCAGAGAUGGGAGGAGUGGCAAAUGAAGCACGGGAGGAGGUACAUCAGUCAGGGGGAGGAGGAGGGGCGGAGGAGGGCGUGGCAGGUCAACCAGGAUCUGGUGAAGGCUCACAACAACAGGGUGGAUGUUGGCUUCUCUCUGGAGAUGAACCAGUUCGCUGACGGGAUGCUUUCGGGACGUCAGCACCUCAAACAUUCCCCCGUAGUGGACAUUUCCCAUGACAACGACCUACCAUCAGCUCCCCCCGCGUCGUUUGACUGGAGAACCAAGGGAGUUAUCUCCCCUGUCAGCAACCAAGGGGAAUUGGGCGACCCUGUCGCCAUUGUUGCGGAAGAAUGUGUCGCGAGCUUCCAGGCCAUUAAGAAAGGUGAGGUGCCCAAGUUGAGCUCGCCAGAGAUUCAGGACUGUUGUCCGAUGCCUGUAGGCGAGGUCUUUGACUGCAUACAUAACUUCGGGGGCCUCUGCAGUGAGUCUACCUACCCUGUACUUACAGGGCAUUGCAGAAACAACUCAUGUCAACCGGAAGUACAGAUCCAGGGAGGGAAAGCCGUGCCAGCAGGCCAAGUGGACCAAAUGGUGGACGCCCUGCUCGAGCGCCCCCUGGCGGCAUUUAUCGAUGCCAGCAAAGCCUCAUUCGAGAUGUACACAUCUGGCAUCUACAGCGACGCCGACUGCAGCAAGACUGUGGUAGACCACGGCGUGCAAGUGGUGGGAUACGGGGAGGAAGGUGGACAGGAGUUUUGGAUUUGCAAGAACAGCUGGGGAGCGUCGUGGGGAGAGGAUGGCUACAUUCGUAUCAAGAAGGGAUCAGACACUUGCGGCAUUGAAUCCCAUGCUAGUUACCCCUACUAACGUGUGUUGUUUUAAUCCUAGUAUUACGUGGACUGAAAUAUUUACAUUGAUUUACCGCUAACCUUCAAGGGGUUAAGGAUCAACAAAUCACUGUGUCUAUUUCUUCUCCAAAUAUAUCCAAUUCUUGAUGUCCCUGUCGUUAUAUACCAUUCAUUCAUUACGAAAAUGUAUAUAUUUGUAUAUAAAAGUUAACCCUGA
Haliotis rufescens (red abalone) is the source of this 1249-nucleotide messenger RNA. Its product is annotated as procathepsin L-like. The record is from RefSeq and is a predicted model, not a curated record. Gene Ontology annotation, cellular component: lysosome. The transcript has 5 exons. The coding region runs from base 125 to 1051 and encodes 308 amino acids. Gene Ontology annotation, molecular function: cysteine-type endopeptidase activity. NCBI's taxonomy places the organism in Eukaryota, Metazoa, Mollusca, Gastropoda, Lepetellida, Haliotidae.